AUGGAUGAGGUGAACGUGCACUACAACGACCUGCUCUACUUCUGUGAGGUACACUGGCUGAGUCGAGGGGCCAUGCUGUCUCGGGUGUGCGACCUUCAGCAGGAGAUUGCCACCUUUCUACGUCAGAAGAACCUUCCCCACGCUGAUCAGUUCUCUGAUCCGCGGUGGCUAGUUCGCCUGGCCCUGCUCACGGACAUCACGGCGCACCUGAACACCCUCAACGUGAAGCUGCAAGGCAAAGACAUUCUCGUGACAGACAUGUACGCGCACAUCACUGCCUUCGAGGUUAAACUGCGCUUGUGGGAGGCUGAAUUGGCUUCUGGUCAGUUUGUGCAUUUUCCUCGCCUUGCUGCAUGUGCCCCUGACGAUGUGGACCUGGGCACUUGCGUUAGUGUCGUCAACUCUCUACGUGAGGAAUUUGCUUCCCGUUUUGCAGGAGUCAGGGUGCUGGCUGCAGACUUCAAGCUUUUCACUGCUCCCUUUGCCUUCCCCGUGGAAGACGCCCCUGCCUCCCUGCAGAUGGAAUUGGUGGAGCUGCAGUGCAACGAUGAAAUGAAGGCGAAAUUCCGCAUCUCUUCUCCGUUGUCCUUCUUCCGCGACAUCGUGCUCCCUUCUAACAAUUUUCAAAAAUACAUUGCGAAUGUCCAACGCAUUGUGGCCAUGUUCGGCAGCACCUACUGCUGUGAACAGCUCUUCUCAAAAAUGAGGUACACGAAGUCUCACCUUCGCUCCCAACUCUCGGACCGCCACCUCAAUGACAUUCUUCUGUUGUCUACCUCAACCAUCAAGCCAGACAUGGAAAUGCUUCUUCAUGGCAAACAGCACCAGCAGUCUUAUUGA
Portunus trituberculatus (swimming crab) is the source of this 840-nucleotide messenger RNA. Its product is annotated as general transcription factor II-I repeat domain-containing protein 2-like. Lineage: Eukaryota; Metazoa; Arthropoda; Malacostraca; Decapoda; Portunidae. The transcript has a single exon. The record is from RefSeq and is a predicted model, not a curated record. Bases 1 to 840 code for a protein of 279 amino acids.